AUGGUCGAAGAUCCAAUGUCGUCCACCCCGGAAAAGUCAGCUGAACCGGCGAUAGAGCUGCGUGAGACUGUCAACGAUGGCCAGCAAACCGUCAGUUCCAAGCCAUUCUGGCAGAGUCCUCUGUUCAUCGGCUCCUAUCUUGCCAUGUCCCUGGGAGUCACGGGUUAUUACACCGGUUUUGCCAUGCCGUCGAACACGCUGUCUAUCAUCAAUGCUGAUAUCGGGCCCAGUGCCGAUAUCACUUGGGUGUCGACUUGUUUCACGCUGACGGCGGCGAUAUCCUCCACCAUUGUCGGUCGCCUGUCUGACAUCUUUGGACGACGAUACUUUUUCGUGGCGGGCUCCAUGUUGGCCUUGAUUGGGAGCAUCGUGGCCAGCACAUCCCAGACCGUCAAUCAAUUGAUCGGGGCGACGGCACUGAUUGGUCUAGGCUCAGGCACGCAGUCGUCGUACGUCUACGUGAUUGCCGAGAUCGUGCCCUACAAGCACCGCGCCCUGAUGAUCGGACUGAUCAACAUCCUCACGGUGCCGGCCAGUGCGUUUGGCCCUCUCGUGGCACGGGCCUUUAUCCUGCACACGUCGGCGACAUGGCGGUGGAACUACUACUUUGCCAUCAUCCUGAACGGCUGCUCCACCAUCCUGUGGUUCACGUGCUACUUCCCGCCGCGGUUUGAGACCCUGCACCGCAACCGGUCGCGGUGGCAGCAACUGCUCAAGGUGGAUUUUAUCGGCAUGUUGCUCUUCUCGGGGGGCAUGUUGUUGUUUUUGCUGGGUAUCUCCUGGGGAGGGAACCAGUACGCGUGGAACUCGGCUCAUGUCAUUGCCACCAUCGUCGUCGGCGCUGUUAUGUUGAUUGCAUUCAUCCUCUUCGAGAUUUACUCUGGGAUUGACGAGCCGUUCAUCCCCUUGUCAAGCUUCAAGAAUAUCCAAUUCGACGUCAUCGUCCUGUUGUCGGUCGUGGGAGGGAUGGUGUACUACUCGAGUGCAGUGAUCUACCCAACACUCAUCCAGAUAUUCUACACAACAGACAUCUUCCGCGUCGGCGUCCUCACCUGCGCCCCCACGGCAGGGACCUGCUUCGGCCUGUUCGCAGGAGGUCUGGUGUGCGAAAAGAUCGGCCAUCUCAAGAUGCAGUAUAUCUUCUCCGCGUGUGCCUUGACGGCUUUCACGGCAGGACUUGCAGCCGCGAACGCCAGUAAUCAAGAUCUCGCAACGGCCUUUGGCGUCCUCGGAGGCUUCUUCGUCGGCUACCUCGAGCUCCUCACCGAAAGCACGUCGACAAUUGUGCUGAGCGACCAGAUGCUGCUCGGCUCGUCGAUAGGAGUCUUGAACACGCUGAGAACCGCGAGCGGGACGAUCGCCACUACCAUCUACGUGUCCAUCUUGACCAACACGGUCUCCGCGAAGAUGACAUCAGUGUUCGUCCCCGCGGUUGUGCGAGCAGGUCUCCCCACCAACAUGGUCGAGCGGUUCGUCGCCGCCUUCACCAGCGGGUCCGAGACGGCGAUCGCCAAUUUUCCCGGCGUCACGCCCGAGCUCCUCCGCACCGCGACGACGGCGUACCAGGCCUGCUACUCGGCCGGGUUCCGGAAGGUCUUUCUGACCAGCAUCGCCUUUGGGGGCUGCGCCAUCGUCGCGUCCCUGCUGUACAGGGACAUCAAGCCCGAGGUCAUGGAGCGUGGAGUCGUCGUCCACCUGCAGCGUCCUACCCGGGAAGAAACGGUGAUUGUGCAGGGAGCACCCGACAAGGAGGAAUGA
Messenger RNA from Fonsecaea nubica, 1758 nucleotides. RefSeq lists its product as hypothetical. Gene Ontology annotation, cellular component: membrane. Lineage: Eukaryota; Fungi; Ascomycota; Eurotiomycetes; Chaetothyriales; Herpotrichiellaceae. The record is from RefSeq and is a predicted model, not a curated record. Gene Ontology annotation, molecular function: transmembrane transporter activity. Gene Ontology annotation, biological process: transmembrane transport. Bases 1 to 1758 code for a protein of 585 amino acids. The transcript is spliced from 6 exons.